Vanessa atalanta (red admiral) is the source of this 1501-nucleotide messenger RNA. It is a transcript of the gene Uba4, whose product is annotated as adenylyltransferase and sulfurtransferase MOCS3. The record is from RefSeq and is a predicted model, not a curated record. The transcript has 11 exons. Bases 65 to 1468 code for a protein of 467 amino acids. Gene Ontology annotation, molecular function: adenylyltransferase activity; URM1 activating enzyme activity; thiosulfate-cyanide sulfurtransferase activity. Gene Ontology annotation, cellular component: cytosol; cytoplasm. Gene Ontology annotation, biological process: tRNA wobble position uridine thiolation; protein urmylation. Lineage: Eukaryota; Metazoa; Arthropoda; Insecta; Lepidoptera; Nymphalidae.
UGUAAACAAAACAUUUGGUCAAACAUUAAUAAGUGUGUCGUGUCGUGUCGUGUUAUAAAUAAUUAUGGAUGAUAUAGAUCGUCUUGAGAAAGAAAUAUUAGUCUUAAGAAAAACAUUACGACGUAAGGAGAAAGAAUUAUUAGAGAUUAAGAAGGAGUUUAUGCCGACAUUACCUUCCAAGGUAGAAAAAGAAAUUGUUAAUCAAAAUGAAUGUGCGAAGAAUAUCGUUAAGAUCAGUGAGAAGUUACCGAAAUGGGCUAUUGUAAGGUACAGCCGCCAGAUCUUACUCCCUGAAAUAGGGGUUAAGGGUCAGGAGAAAUUGAUGGGGGCCAAGGUAUUGGUUGUCGGAGCUGGGGGCCUGGGAUGUCCCGCUGCAGUCUACCUCGCUGGGGCUGGUGUAGGAGAAAUAGGCAUAGUGGAUUAUGACCAAGUAGACGUGACGAACAUACACCGUCAGAUAUUGCACAGUGAAGCUGAUCAGAAUGUAAGCAAAGCGCAAUCCGCCGCUGAGAGUUUACGAAGUAUAAAUUCCAAGAUAAAAUUGACCCCCUACAAUAUAGAACUAAAUCCAUCGAACGCGUUGGAGAUAUCAGCGAACUAUGACGUCAUACUGGACUGCACGGACAAUGUGCCCACUCGGUACAUGCUGAACGACGUUAGUGUUUUAAAUAAGAUGCCGUUGAUAUCGGGCAGUGCAUUAAAAAUGGAAGGACAACUCACAGUAUAUGGUUAUCGAGCACAGACGAACCAGAACGACAAAGGAUAUAAAUAUAUAGGGCCAUGCUAUAGGUGUGUAUUCCCAACACCUCCACCACCAGAAGCGGUGGGGAGCUGUUCCGCUGAUGGCGUUGCUGGACCCAUACCUGGCGUUAUAGGAACACUGCAAGCUCUGGAGACAAUAAAGUUGAUCGUUGGACAGACGCACGACAAUCUCUUAGUGGGAAGGAUGCUGUUGUUCGAUGGCGAAGACAUGAGCUUUCGUAACGUAAAACUUCGUCCUAGGAAUCCUCAAUGCGAGAUAUGUUCAGAAAAUCCGAAAAUUACAAAAUUACUUAACUACGAAGUUGUCUGUCGAAUGCAAUCUAAGGAAAAGGAUCUAGAUUUAGAUAUCUUACCGCCAAAAAACAGAAUCACAGCAGUGAAAUUAGCUGAAGCGCUUAAAGCGACGGAUAAACAUCUGUUGGUCGACGUCCGAAGCGAACACGAGUUCGAGAUGUGCAAACUAGAUGGCGCUGUCAACUAUCCGUUGGAAAAGUUGCAUCGGGAUAACAUUGAUUUACUUUUGAAGGAUAUUAGGGACUGUUGUUGUCAAGUGACAUUUAUUUGUAGAAGAGGCAACGAUUCACAAAUCGCCGCUAAGAGAGUUCUAGAUGUUAUAGAGGAUGAAUAUAAAGAAAAAAUAACUGAUCUGACUGGUGGCCUUCAUGCUUGGUCGAAGUACGUCGACGGGGAAUUCCCCGUUUACUAGUGUUGCCAUAUCUAAAUAUGUUGUUUAAUAAAA